AUGAGGACUCACACACGGGGAGCCCCAAGUGUGUUUUUCAUACACGCCAUUUGCUUCGCCUUUGCCUGCGGUGCCAGGGAGGAGCCGGACGCCAUGGUUCCUUUCGUCAACGCCAACUACGACAGCUACCCCAUGCUCUACUUCUCCAGAGGGGAGGUGGAGGCGCUGCGCCUCCAGGCGGCCACCACGCACCGGCACAUCGCCGCCCGUCUGGCUGAGGCCGUGCAGACGAUGCUGUCCAGCCCCCUGGAGUACCUCCCGCCCUGGGACCCCAAGGAGUUCAGCGCUAGGUGGAACGAGAUUUACGGCAACAACCUCGGGGCCCUGGCCAUGUUCUGUGUGCUCUACCCGGAAAACAUUGAGGCCAUCAGCAUGGCCAAGGAUUACAUGGAGAGGAUGGCGGCUCAGCCUAGUUGGCUGGUGAAGGAUGCCCCAUGGGAUGAGGUCCCACUCGCCCACUCCUUAGUUGGCUUUGCUACGGCGUAUGACUUCUUGUACAGCUAUCUUAGCAAGACUCAGCAGGAGAGAUUUCUUGAGGUAAUUGCCAAUGCCUCAGGAUAUAUGUACGAAACAUCAUACAGACGUGGAUGGGGCUUCCAGUACCUCCACAACCACCAGCCUACCAACUGUGUGGCCCUGCUGGCUGGGAGCCUGGUUCUGAUGAAUCAAGGCUAUCUUCAGGAAGCUUACCUGUGGACCAAGCAAGUCUUGGCAAUCAUGGAGAAGUCAGUAGUCCUGCUGCAGGAAGUCACGGAUGGCUCGCUCUAUGAAGGUGUGGCCUAUGGCAGCUACACAACCAGAUCCCUGUUUCAGUACAUGUUUCUUGUCCAAAGGCACUUUGACAUCAAUCACUUCAGCCACCCCUGGCUCAAGCAGCAUUUUGCAUUUAUGUACAGGACUGUCCUGCCAGGGUUUCAGAGGACCGUGGCCAUCGCGGACUCCAACUACAACUGGUUCUACGGGCCCGAGAGCCAGCUGGUGUUCCUCGACAAAUUCGUCAUGCGCAACGGCAGCGGGAACUGGUUGGCAGAGCAGAUCAGAAGGAACCGCGUGGUGGAAGGCCCGGGGACACCCUCCAAAGGGCAGAGGUGGUGCACUCUCCACACUGAAUUUCUCUGGUAUGAUGCAAGUUUGCGCUCUGUACCUCCGCCAGACUACGGGGUUCCUAAGCUGCAUUAUUUUGAGGACUGGGGAGUGGUAACCUAUGGAAGUGCUUUGCCAGCUGAGAUCAACAGGCCUUUCCUUUCCUUCAAAUCGGGAAAGCUGGGAGGACGUGCAAUAUACGAUAUUGUUCACAAGAACAAAUACAAAGAGUGGAUCAAGGGGUGGAGGAACUUUAAUGCUGGCCAUGAACACCCAGACCAGAACUCCUUUACUUUUGCUCCCAACGGCGUACCUUUCAUAACAGAAGCUCUGUAUGGGCCGAAAUAUACUUUUUUUAAUAACGUGUUGAUGUUUUCCCCUGCCGUGUCCAAGAGCUGCUUCUCCCCAUGGGAAGGGCAGAUUACAGAAGACUGUUCCUCAAAGUGGCUGAAAUAUAAACAUGACUCGGCCGGUGACUGUCAAGGACGAGUGGUUGCUGCCAUGGAGAGAAGCGGGGUGGUUUUUAUCAGGGGAGAAGGAGUGGGUGCAUACAAUCCUAAGCUGAAGCUGAGGAAACUGCAAAGGAACCUCAUACUCCUCCAUCCCCAGCUUCUCUUGCUCGUGGAUCAAAUCCAUCUGGAAGAUGACAGCCCCCUGGAGGCAGCGACCAGUUUCUUCCACAAUGUGGAUGUGCCUUUUGAAGAAACAGUCGUCGAUGACGUUCAUGGGGCCUUUAUUAGGCACCGUGAUGGGAUAUAUAAGAUGUACUGGAUGGAUGACACUGGCCACAGCGAGAAAGCCACCAUCGCCUCAAGGAUGUAUCCCCGGGGCUACCCGUACAAUGGGACGAACUACGUGAACGUCACGACCCCUCUGCGGCGCCCCGUCACGAGGGCCAUUUACCUCUUCAUCGGGCCCUCCGUCGACGUGCAGAGCUUCACCGUCCGCGGAGAUUCCCCACAGCUGGAUGUUUUCGUUGCCACCGGCGAGCACGCCUACGCGGUGUACCUGUGGCCUGUGGAGGAUGGGUCUCGCUCCGCCUUCGCCCAGGUCGUUGUGGACCAGCAGAAGAUCGUCUUUGACCGAGCCUCUGCCGUCAGGAGCUCCGUGGUGCCAGAGGUGAAGGACUACGUGGGGAUCGUGGAGAGGAACCUGCAGCAUUUUAAGCCUGUUUUCCAGCAGCUGGAGAAGCAGAUCUUGUCUCGCGUACGCAACACGGCUAGCUUCAGGAAGACUGCUGAGCGCCUGCUGAGGUUUUCGGAUAAGAGGCAGACGGAGGAGGCCAUUGACAGGAUAUUUGCAAUCUCACAGAGGCAGCAGCAGCAGCACGGCAGAGCAAAGAAAAACAGAAAAGUAGCCAAAGGCUACAAAUUUGUUGAUGCCGUUCCCGACAUCUUUGCACAAAUUGAGGUAAAUGAAAGAAAAGUGCGACAAAAGGCACAGACUCAAGCACAAAAAGAGUUGCCUGUAGAUGAAGAUGAGGAAAUGAAAGAUCUUCUGGAUUUUGCAGAUAUCACUUACGUGAAGCACAAAACUGGGGUGUCAAUCAAAGGCCGGUCAGGGCUGGCGCAGAUGGUGACGACUGCUCGAAGUAGUGCCCCAUCAAUAUCCGCUUCUUAUACCCGCCUCUUUCUGAUUCUCAACAUUGCUAUUUUUUUUGUCAUGUUAGCAAUGCAGCUCACAUACUUUCAGAAGGCCAAGAGACUGCAUGGCCAAAGAUGUCUGUAUGCAAUACUUUUAGUAGACAGCUGUAUAUUAUUGUGGCUGUAUUCUUCCUGUUCUCAGUCACAAUGUUAGCAGAAGACCUCUACUAGUCGACCAGUUUAUGGUCAUAUGUGUCUAUGCAAAAGCAUUAACCCUAAUAGGGCCAAAGUUUUUCUUUUUUUUCUGAAACAUUCCAAAAACAGCUGGGGAAAGGUUGGUUUCAGACCAGAAGGGAUGGAAGAACAGGGCAAGCAGUGAGUAUCCCAGAAAACUAAGUACUUAGUAAGUACUCCUCCUUUGUGUUUUGAGUUGGGCCUCACAUCUGAGGGAAUGUCACGCUUUGUUCAUCGGAGUUCAAUAAUGUAAAGUUGUAAUUAAUUUUUUGGUGGGAAGAGCCGUCU
Merops nubicus (carmine bee-eater) is the source of this 3188-nucleotide messenger RNA. It is a transcript of the gene DSE, whose product is annotated as dermatan sulfate epimerase. The record is from RefSeq and is a predicted model, not a curated record. Lineage: Eukaryota; Metazoa; Chordata; Aves; Coraciiformes; Meropidae. Gene Ontology annotation, molecular function: chondroitin-glucuronate 5-epimerase activity. The coding region runs from base 1 to 2880 and encodes 959 amino acids. The transcript has 5 exons.